AUAAGAUCCUUAGUAUUAUUCCUAAUUGACCUCCAAAUGAAGGGAAAGAAGUUCUCAGUACUUCCAAGAUUCUUUUCAGCAAGGAAAGGAACUGAAGAUCCAUUAUCAUCUGUUGAAUUUGGUGGAGAAUCCCCAUCUUCUCCAAUCUCCAUAACAAGCUUUUCAGCCAAAGGCAUGGAUUACAGUGACUUUCCUUCUUUAUCAGACACACAAGCUAUAAGAAUUUUUGUUGCCACAUGGAACGUUGGAGGAAAACCUCCUCACAAAGGAUUAAACCUCAAUGACUUGUUUCCUUCUGAUGAUCAGUCUGAUGUUUAUGUCUUAGGUUUUCAGGAAAUUGUACCACUAAAUGCUGGCAACGUGCUAGUGAUAGAAGACAAUGAACCAGCAACAAAAUGGCUUGGCUUAAUCAACCAAGCCUUGAAUAAAUCAUCAUCAACUCAAGAUCACAACGUCUCCAAGUUCUUCCAAAAACCUUCUCUUAAAUCAGUGAGAAGAUCACUAAGAACUGUGAAUAAGAGGCAGCUGAAGUCAUGCAACUGUACUUCAUCAGAAGUAGAAAGAAAAUUAUACUAUAAAGAUUCUUGUUUCGGUUGUCAACAAGCUACACGUGGAUCACAUUCAUCAAUAAAGUAUUCUUCAGAAGAUGAUGCUAUUGAAUCAAAUAGUUUCAUAGUUUCAGACAAUAUUCAUCAAAGGUUUUGCUUAGUUGCAUGCAAGCAAAUGGUAGGGAUCUUUGUGAAUGUUUGGGUGAGAAGAGACCUGGCACAACAUGUCUCUCAUUUGAGGAUCUCUUGUGUUUCUCGUGGUAUUAUGGGCUAUCUCGGCAACAAGGGUUGUAUAUCAGUGAGCAUGGGUUUGUAUCAGACGAGGUUUUGUUUUGUAUGUAGUCAUUUGGCUUCAGGAGAGAAAGAAGGAGAUGAGCUCAGGAGGAACUCUGAUGUUAUAGAGACACUGAAGAACACUCAGUUUCCAAGAAUAUGUAGAACUUCUUCCAUUCGGAGAAUGCCUGAUAAAAUUCUUGGGCAUGAUCGGAUCAUAUGGUUAGGAGACUUGAAUUACAGGAUUGCACUAAGUUAUUCUGAAACCAGGAAGCUCCUUCUUGACAAUAACUGGGAUGCUCUUUAUGAAAAGGACCAACUUAAAAUGGAAAGAGAAACCGGGCGAGUGUUUAAGGGAUGGAAAGAAGGGAAGAUCUACUUUGCUCCAACAUACAAAUAUUCACAUAAUUCAGAUGCAUAUGCCGGGGAAUUUACUACCUCAAAGAAAAAGAGAAGAACUCCUGCUUGGUGCGACCGUAUACUAUGGCAAGGUGAUGGCAUUGUGCAACUAUCAUAUUUUCGAGGCGAGUCCCAAUUUUCUGAUCAUCGACCUGUUUGUGCAGUGUUUUUGGUGGAAGUUGUUCUUGGUUUAAGAUAAAA
Dioscorea cayenensis subsp. rotundata (Guinea yam) is the source of this 1421-nucleotide messenger RNA. Its product is annotated as type I inositol polyphosphate 5-phosphatase 10-like. Gene Ontology annotation, molecular function: phosphatidylinositol-4,5-bisphosphate 5-phosphatase activity; phosphatidylinositol-3,4,5-trisphosphate 5-phosphatase activity; inositol-polyphosphate 5-phosphatase activity. Gene Ontology annotation, biological process: phosphatidylinositol dephosphorylation. Bases 37 to 1419 code for a protein of 460 amino acids. The transcript is spliced from 10 exons. The record is from RefSeq and is a predicted model, not a curated record. Lineage: Eukaryota; Viridiplantae; Streptophyta; Magnoliopsida; Dioscoreales; Dioscoreaceae.